Molecule: messenger RNA, 4156 nt
Organism: Rhopilema esculentum
Lineage: Eukaryota; Metazoa; Cnidaria; Scyphozoa; Rhizostomeae; Rhizostomatidae
Cellular component (GO): cytosol
Molecular function (GO): protein binding
Source: RefSeq, a predicted model, not a curated record
CUGUGCAGGCGCAUGGAAUGAAACGCCGAGCUCCAUCCAAACACGGAUGGUACAUGAUUUGUCAAGUGUACUUCUUUCUGGGAAAUAAUUGACUGGAUUUGCAUGGGAAAAAGAUAAAUUGCGUACACUCAGAUUGUUUUUCAUGUAACUCUUUGCUUUUGUUACGGCUAAACUUCUAACAGAUCGUGAUUUGCCGUGAAGAAGUGUCCGUGAUUUGAGUUAUGCGCUACAGCUAAAUAGGCCCUUUGUUGGAAUGGGGAGAGAGCAGGAACUUAGAGAUGCAGCUAAAGAUGGAAAUGUUCCCAAGCUGGAAAGCUUGUUGGCUGCAAAGAAAGGCUCUAUUAUGUCAAGUCUUCGAAAAGCUCUUGACAUCAACUGUCAGGAUGAUAAUGGCAACACAGCACUUCAUUUAGCUGCUCUGAAUGGUCAAAGAGAGGCUGCCUCACUCUUGCUUACCAAUGAUGCAUCUGCUAACAUCCCAGAAACAAAAGGAAACUACCCACUUCAUUUAGCUGCUUUUAAUGGCCACCACGAGGUUGCUGACAUUCUCUUAAACCAAGGACCAUCUAGAGCCGAUGUUCUUCAGCAGAACAGUGGAGAAGACACACCUCUGCACCUAGCAGCACAAUAUGGACACACUCAAGUUGUUCAAACACUACUCCAGUGCCAUGCAGAUCCACACAUGCGAAACAAGAAAGGCGAAACCCCAUUGGACCUUGCUGCAAUGUAUGGAAGAUUGCCAACGGUUCAAGUUUUGAUCUUAUCGGAUAAAAGCCUGGUGAGGGAGCAAACCGAAGCUAUAAGUCCGUUGCACGUUGCAGCAAGAAAUGGUCACACAGCUGUGAUAGAAGCCCUGCUGGAUUUUGGAAUGUCGGUUAAUGUCAUGUGCAACCCUGGCAGUUCCCUUCACGAAGCUGCACUUUUUGGCAAGGUUGAAGCAGUAAAACUUCUGUUGAAAAGAGGUAUUGAUGUGAACGCAACGAAUGAUGCUGGAGACACAGUUGUAGAUCUAUUGGAGGAUCUUCCAUCUGAAAGAUCUCAGGAGAUAACCGCCCUAAUUUACGAACAAAGCCAGCUGAUGAUGAACUCUGUUCAGCAGCGAUCAAAAUCGAUGAGUAUCACUUCCCAAAGCUCAAAUGGAACUGUACCAGGAGCGCCCAGGGAUUGGACAAAUGAGCAUAACUCACAGUUUGCUGGCGCACGUGCGGCCUCAGUCUCACAAAAACGCACCGACUCUCCAUACUCUGUGGUUCAAGUUCCGCGCAUUAGCCGGAUUGAACCGAGUUUCGCUCAGGCUUCAAUAAGCCCUCUACCCCCGGAUGCUGCUGGACAGGAGGAGGUUUUCAACGAUUCUUUCCUUCGAGAAAUGAAGGCUGCCUCGCCAACCGUACCGGAGGUGCCUGAACGAAUGAGCACGCUUGAAUCAAGGAAGCCAGUCGUUCGCAAUGUUUAUGAAAUGACCGAACCACCGGAUGGUGAAAACACUUCAGAAGACGCACUUUAUGAUGUCCCUCCCCCGCGACCCAAGGGUGAUUCGGUUUUGUCCCAGGAUUCCGAUCCAUCUUUUCCUCCACCCUCAACAGACGAAGCAAUUAAAACUAUGCGAAAGUAUGCUGAGGCCCAAGAGAGGCUUCAGGAAACUCCCUCAAAAUCGCAAAAUAGAGAAACAGCUCAGGGCACCCGGGGGACUAGUCAGAAAGGUAGCAACAGGAAUGAACAAAAGAACAUUAGUGAUUUUGCAAAGUUGCAUGUUAAAAUGUCACCCCCUCCUCAAAACAAUGAUGUAUACCAUAAUGUGAAUAUUUCGAAUCGACCGUUGCAAAAUUCAAACCCGUCGGAAGAUCUGAUAUCUUGGGAUGUAGGGAAACCUGCUCCGGAACAACGACCCACGUCGCAGUUUUCACCAGUUAAACAAAAGAGAACGGGAACUUCAGUAAAAGACAAAUCGAGAGAUGGAAGUAGGCCGGCAAGCACAUUAAAUGAAUCGUAUGAAUGGAGCAAGAUUGACAAAAUAUUUUCCUCGUUUGAAGAUCUUAUUCAGUGCGAUAUCAACCUGGACGAUGACAUUGAAACGCAACAGCCGGAUUCGAUAGCCGAUUGGCUUACGAUUCUUGGCCUUUCCUACUACGAGGCGUCAUUUCUCGCCAAUGGAUAUGAUGAUAUCGCAUUUAUAGGGGGUGAUAUGCUCGAUGAAGAUGAUCUGCGAGAAAUCGGCAUUCAAAAUUCUGAACACGUCAGGAAAAUCUUGGUUUCCGCAUCAAAACUGCCCAAUCCUCCCCAAAUUGGGGAUCCUGAUUUUCCCAUUCCAGAGGCAGUCUCGGAAUGGUUAAAGCGAAUCAGUUUGCAAGAUUAUGAGACUCGUUUCAAAAUGAAUGGAUAUGAAAACAUGGACCGCGUGCGCGCCAUUUGGGAGUUCGAGCUAACCACGGUGAUUGGAAUACAUUUGACCGGUCAUCGAAAGCGAAUUAUAUAUUCCCUAGGCCGGCGACCAGAACAAGAAAGAGAAAAAGUUUCAUGGUCACAAAGAUUUGCCGAUGCGGAGGCUCCUAAGUCAAAACAGCAAUCUUCUGGUGAUGACGCAGUCGAUCUUGCCAACCAGCUACUUAGGGCGGCAGAAGAUAUGGCCCAGGACUUUGGCAACAGGAAGGGUAAACAAGAGACAAAAGACGCCCCUCCUCCACAAUCGCCAACACCGAAGUCUCCGACAAGUCCCAGAAUACUAAAAUAUCAACCAUCCUUUAAUUGGAUCCAUAAACCCGAGGAUUUGCUUUAUUCGACUGUCAUGUACGACACCCAGUACUUGGGAUCACACCCUGUUAUGGUAGUUAGAGGCACGCAGUCCACAGUUGAUGCAUGUAAGAAAAUGAAGUCAACAAGCAAGAUGCUACAGAAGAUACCAACUAUAAAGUUGUCAAUGUCUGUGAGAGGAAUCGAUUUUAUUGACGCACAAAGCCAGUCAACAAUCAGUUCAUAUGAUAUCCGUUACAUCUCAUACUGCGCACAGGAUCCAGAUGAUCUCUCAAUAUUUGCCUACAUCACUAAAGAUGCCAAAACAGGAAAGCACUAUUGCCAUGUGUUCAAGGGAUACACUGCAGCGCUGUCUGAUGAAAUUGUCCUCACUAUAGGACAAGCCUUUGAGCUCGCAUAUCAUCAGCACCGAGUUUUGAUUGAACAAGCAAAAACAAGUAAACAAGGAGAAGAUGAUAAGAAUUUUCAUGAAGCCAAGAAUGAUUUGAGUUCUGCUGCGACCAAGGAAGAGCGAAUUCCACCUCCAAAGCCAAAGCCAUACAGCGGGAGAAUGCUAACCGAACCUUCAGGACAGCGAUGAUAUUGGUAGAAGGCAGUAUUCCAGUGAGAAAGCUCCGUUUAAUCUGGAAAUGGUGUUUACGUCCGAUUCCAAACGACAAAUUUUGUAAGAAGUGACGGUUAACGUGACAAGUUACACACAUCCGGUAUGGGUUAAUUCGUUAUAAUUCGUACGUGGAUUUAUGCUAUCGUUAUUAUUGGAAAAUAAAUCAUCUAGUAAUAAGUGUGCAAUGAAAACUUUUAGUGACGAAUUUCGCAGCUGAAUAAUGAUUGUUGAAACUUCCAUUACCCAGUACCAAGGUCUGAAGGGAGGAGCACGUCCUCGCAGGGUACUGUGCAGUUCCAAAAUGCAUGCCUUGGCUGCGAUUGCCUCCAUUCUGCUCAUACCCUUAAAAAUUCCAGCAAUUCCAAAGUUUAGAUCGUUGAUACAAUGUCUGCUGACACACCAAACAUCAUAUAUAUUUUCUUCGAACCAAGCGAACCCAAAAGUUACAAAACCAAGCGAACCCAAAAGUCUAUAAAUAUCGGGCAAAAUUGAAUUAUUCCAGACAGUUAUGUCCUCGGAUACAGCCCAAUUUCCAUGCAAAUUCAAUGGAUUUUGCGAUUGUCUUCAGAAAACCCGAAUGCCAGGAUUUGUGACCUAUUAUUUGCUUGCUCUGCCCAUUGAUUGUUCUAUUUAGAAAUUUAUAAUGGAGAUGUAUUUUGAAUAAAUACCAUAAGAAAUAUAUUGUAUGUAUAUGAUAUGUUUCAACAAUUUUUUUAUAAUAUGGAUUUUCCUCUAAAUAAUGCUAGUUUUAGUCGUAUUUGAUAAUUCAUACAGUUUUUUCGAAAUCAAUUCAUAUAAAAUUGA